Molecule: messenger RNA, 5056 nt
Organism: Fundulus heteroclitus (mummichog)
Lineage: Eukaryota; Metazoa; Chordata; Actinopteri; Cyprinodontiformes; Fundulidae
Gene: kcnh6a
Product: potassium voltage-gated channel, subfamily H (eag-related), member 6a
Exons: 16
Coding region: 522-4208 (1228 amino acids)
Biological process (GO): membrane repolarization during action potential; potassium ion transmembrane transport; regulation of ventricular cardiac muscle cell membrane repolarization
Cellular component (GO): membrane
Molecular function (GO): inward rectifier potassium channel activity
Source: RefSeq, a predicted model, not a curated record
AGGGAAGGGUUGAGGGGGCUUGGGAGGGGAGUGGGUCGGUAAAUCUGGGAAUCAGGACCUUCUUUUUCUGCAUUGUUCAAACAUGAGGGCGGAAAGCUGCGAUUACAACUCAAACUGAUGCUUUUUUUAUUAUUAUUUUCUGGUUCGUUUUGUUGUUUUUACGCGCGUCAGCUUCUGCUCGCAACUUUCUCCCACAACAGGUUUCCUUGUUGCGACAGAACAAUUCCGAUAUUAAUUUACCGAUUUUCUACACACUUAUUGUUACAGUAUUAAAGUAAACUUUUUUUCUUCUUCUUCUUCCCCUUCUUCUUUGUGACACCCCGCAUCUGCCAUCGCCCGGGCAACCGGUCCUCCUCUCCAUCCUUCUCCUGCGCUUCAUCCCCCAGAGUUGGGGAGGGGGGGAAGAGGGGGGCAGCUCAGCUCCUCUGGCGACAAACAGCAGCUGCUUGUUUGACUCUGAGCGGAAAUUAAAUAUUUUCCCUCGGCGCUUUCACGUUUUUUUUUUUUGUUUGUUUUUUUUUAUGUGCGUGGUUAUUUUUUUGAAACCCGGUGAAGUCCAUGCGUCUCGCAGCGCCAAAAUGCCAGUGAGACGCGGUCAUGUUGCGCUCCAGAACACCUACUUGGACACAAUCAUCAAGAAAUUCGACGAGCGAAAUCGCAAGUUUCUGAUCGCCAACGCCCAGAUGAAGAACUGUGGAAUCAUCUACUGCAACGAAGGCUUCUGCCAGAUGUUCGGGUUCACCCGGGCAGAGAUCAUGCAGCAGCCCUGCACCUGCCCGUUCCUGGUCGGCCCCGGCACCAUGAAGAGCGCCCUGGCCCAGCUGGCGCAGGCCCUGCUCGGGUCCGAGGAGCGAAAGGUGGAGAUCCUCUACUAUUCCAAGGAAGGAAUUUGCCGACCAUGCCGGGUGGAUAUCGUGCCUGUCAAAAACGAGGAAGGCCACGUCAUAAUGUUCAUCCUCGACUUCCAGGAGCUCAUCGAUCCCUCACUCAAGAAGUCCGGAUUAAGGCAGAGAGUCGCUCAAGGAUGGCUUUACUGUCAGAACCGCCGGCUGAAGAUGAGGCUGCCAGAGCUUCGCUCCAUGCGAAGACCGUCGCUGGCCAAAGAUCAGUGUGAAGGCGUGGUCGUGGAUUACCUGCAGCCAAGCAGCGAGGAAGUCCCUUUGAAGGAGUUUCGCAUCCCUUCCAAGGAGAGCUGCAUGCAGUCUGAGACCGAGGCUUUAAUCGAGCAGGAUCUGGAUCCGCCCUCCCCUGCUGCCCAGUCCUUCACCAAACGGCGCUCCUUGCUUACAGAUCGGCUGGACCCCGGCGUCUCCUUCACACGGGGGGCGCUGCCUCGAAGCUGCUCCAACGAGAGCGUCCGCAGCCUGAGGCGGGCCUCGUCGCUGGAUGACAUUGACGGGAUGCGAGCAGAGUGGAACAGUCGGCCCGGAGAAACCCGAACUCACAGCAACCUUAAGCCCAGUGCUUUGAACUCCACCUCGGACUCAGAUCUUAUACGGCACAGAACCAUCGGGCGCAUCCCGCAGGUCACCCUCACGUUCGGCUCGGACAGACUGAGACCCCCCACGCCUACAGAGAUUGAAAUCAUCGCCCCCAGCAAGGUUAAAGACCGGACCCAGAAUGUCACUGAAAAGGUCACUCAGGUCACACAGGUGCUGUCCCUCGGCGCCGACGUGCUCCCCGAAUACAAGCUGCAGGCGCCACGCAUCCACAAGUGGACCAUUCUUCACUACAGCCCCUUCAAAGCCGUGUGGGACUGGGUCAUCCUCCUGCUGGUCAUCUACACGGCCAUCUUCACGCCGUACUCUGCUGCCUUCCUUCUCAACGAAGCAGAAGACGAAGACGGCUCGUGCGGCUACACCUGCAACCCACUUAACGUGGUGGACCUGGUGGUGGACGUCAUGUUCAUCGUGGACAUCCUCAUCAACUUCAGGACCACCUAUGUGAACAGCAACGACGAGGUGGUCAGCCACCCGGGCCGCAUUGCGCAGCACUACUUCAAGGGCUGGUUCCUGAUCGAUAUAGUCGCCGCCAUCCCAUUUGAUCUGCUCAUAUCUCGCUCCGGGUCGCAAGAGACGGAGCCACAGACUCAAACUACUCUGAUUGGAUUACUGAAGACCGCCAGGCUGCUGAGGCUCGUGCGGGUGGCCAGGAAGCUGGACCGUUACUCUGAAUAUGGAGCUGCUGUUCUUUUCCUCCUCAUGUGCACAUUCGCCCUCAUCGCCCACUGGCUGGCCUGUAUCUGGUACGCCAUCGGCAACGUGGAGCGCACCGGCUCCGAGCGCAUCGGCGGCAUGAAGAUCGGUUGGCUCGACAACCUGGCUGAUCAGAUAGGGAAACAGUACAACAGCAGUGACAGGACCUCAGGCCCGUCCAUUAAAGACAAGUACGUUACGGCUUUAUAUUUCACCUUCAGCAGCUUGACCAGUGUGGGCUUUGGCAACGUUUCCCCCAACACCAACCCGGAGAAGAUCUUCUCCAUCUGUGUCAUGCUCAUUGGCUCUCUUAUGUAUGCCAGCAUCUUUGGGAACGUGUCUGCUAUCAUUCAGAGGCUGUACUCUGGCACAGCCCGGUACCACACGCAGAUGCUGCGGGUCAAAGAGUUCAUUCGCUUCCACCAGAUCCCCGGAGGCCUGAGACAAAGGCUGGAGGAGUACUUCCAGCACGCCUGGUCCUACACCAACGGCAUUGACAUGAAUGCUGUCUUAAAGGGUUUCCCUGAAUGCCUGCAAGCCGACAUCUGCCUGCAUCUGCACCGCAGCUUGCUGCAGAACUGCAAAGCGUUCCGGGGCGCCAACAAAGGCUGCCUGCGGGCUCUCGCCAUGCGAUUCAAGACAACCCACGCACCGCCGGGUGACACCCUCGUUCACAGUGGGGACAUUCUCACUGCCCUCUACUUCCUUUCCAGGGGUUCAAUAGAGAUUCUGAGGGAUGAUGUAGUGGUGGCCAUACUGGGAAAGAACGACAUCUUUGGCGAACCCGACCACAUAUACGGGAGGCCAGGGAAAUCCAGCGCUGACGUUAGGGCUCUGACCUACUGUGACCUUCACAAGAUCCUGAGGGACGACCUGCUGGAGGUGCUGGAGAUGUAUCCUGACUUUGCUGACACCUUCUGGAACAAUUUGGAGAUCACCUUUAACCUGAGAGAUGCAGACAGAAUAAACCAGCCAACCCAGGGCAGGAACUCUGAGUGCGGCUGCCGCCUGACGAGGCAUCGGAGGAGCUCCCUGCGGCGUCGGAACAGGCCGGAUGGGAUGGAUCAUGAGGAUUCUUACCCAGAUCCGUCGCUGCUGACGGUGAACCAGCGGCGGGGAAUGGUGGCCGGGACUCACUGGGAAGAUCUCUGCAGCAGUGCCAGCAUUUGUUCCCAGUCUAGUGAUGAGGAAAUCAAGCCUGUGAUACACAAGGGGGAGCUGUACGUCCAGGGGCCCGACACCAGAGACUACCAGCCAUCACGGGUCAGCAUACGGGCCCCCUGUGGACCUUCUGCUCUAGUGGGACAGGCUGUGGAUCUUGGAGGCUCUCCGUACUCAGCAGCGCCCCCCAUCAGCGUGUCGGGUUUAUACGGCUACUGGUCAGAGCGCAGAUCCAGCCAGCUGUCAGAGAACCAGAGGAGGCAGCCCGCGGUCAGAGCUGGUUUUCAGCCGCCCUUCUGUGCCGAGGAUCGGCCUCGGGAGCUCGAAUCAAGACUGGAGCUCCUGCAGUCUCAGCUGAACAGGCUGGAGACACGCAUGACUGCGGAUAUCAAUGUGAUUCUGCAGCUCCUCCAGAGGCAGAUGAACCCGGUGCCUCCAGCCUACAGCGCCGUGUCACCCAGCUCUCACCUGCCUCACCCCACCACCCUGUACGCCCCAGGAGCCCCCACCAUCCACGCGGUGCCCCCGAUCCAGCCGGUACCGAUGGACGGCACUGCCUCCCUCCUACAGAGUCCAGAUUCGGACUUCAAGCAGAAGUCCAAAGACUCGCUCUCCAGCGGCGUUCAUCUCACCGUGGCAUCAGACGACACCAUGUCACCAGACGCCGACCAAUCACACCUGCCGUCUGUGGACCUGACCUCUCCUCCGUCCCUGUCCCCUGACGCCCAGGAAGCUCCCGGGCUCCUCAGCGGCAGCCAGCGUUACCCCUCCCUUCCCGAGCACCUCGAGAACUCCACAGAGAUGCAGGAGAUCCAAAGACACGUCUCUGACCCGGUCCUGCCAGGCUCUUAGAACAUCCUGGCCUAAAUGUAACGACACGGUUUGUCCAGAUGGACCCCGCUCUCUCCCAUUAGCAACAAUCCUGCUCCUGUCCUGGUCAGAUGCUGCCAGAAAAGCGAUGGACGCCCCGAUUCCCGCAUCACAGAGACUUCAGAGUGCCUCCUGCGUCGUAAAGGCUCCACCGAGCAGAGCUCCUCCAGGUCCUGCAUAAUGAAGACGGACUAUUUCUGUUACACGGAGUCUCAGACCCAAGCUGACAGUAUUUACAUUGAUCUACAAGAAGCACUGAUUGGAUUAAAAGAAGAAAAAAAAAAACAGAAAAAGUGCAUCCCAGACUCAGGUAUCCAUAAUGGUGGAGGAAAUUAAAAACAGAAAAAGAACAUGUUUGAGAUAUAUCUGCAUUAAUUUUGUAUAAGAACUGCACAUUUAGGCUCAAUCAAGGAAAAACUGUAUUUUUAUACUGUAAUAGAUGCUGGUUACAUAAAGAACUAUGUAUCUGCACUGCAAAAAGGGAACUGAAAGUAACUUUUCUUGAAAUGAGUGUAUUUAUCCUUGAUUUGAACAGGCAAGUUUAAUUGAUCUGCAAAUGGAAUAAGGUUUUUCUACCUAACAUAGGAACAACUCAUCUCCGUCAUCUUAUUUCAAUUGCUGUAUAUCUAAUUAUCUUUUUGUUAGGGGUAAAAAUACUCAUUCCAUUGGCAGAUCAUCUUAUUUACCUGCUCAAAUCAGGGACAGAUCCACUCAUUUCGGAUCAUUUUCCUUACUUUUAGCUCCUUUUUGCAGUGUGGUAAAUGCAAAGACUGUUAGAGUCAGUGUUACUGUUGUCUAUGUUACCAAAUAAACUGUCUGACACACUGUAA